AUGCCUUCUAAGAGCCUAAACUCGCCUUCUGUACCGAUGUGCGCGCCCCUUGACACGCAAGCUGUUAGAGAACUUUUCAAUCAGUUCAAGAGUCUAGCCUCCACGACGGGGUAUGAUACUACUCUAGCAGUUUACGAUGAAAAUGCCAAACUAUACGGCCAGCUGAAGUCCAAAGACUCCGAGCUCAAAAACCUAAUGGGCGAAAUAAACGAGCGAGAGCGAAAGAAGGAGACCGCGCUCAACGAAAUGUUCGAGGCCAUUGAGAAAGAGAAGGGUAGACACAAAGAGACUAAGGAGCAGGCUUUGUUGCUUCAAAGGACCAUUGAGGACAAGGAGAAGCUUAUUUCUGAGCGUGACAAGCGCAUAGGUGAACUCGAGAAGCAAGUAAAGAAGCUUCAAUCGGACAAUACAAAGGAGAGGGGAAAGCUGGCAGAUUCGCAGAAGGACGUCACUGCUCUGCAAAAUGCCAAGAAAGAGAAAGAAGACACUAUCGAGAAGAUGAAAUCGGUAGGUGCUGACUUGAAAGAAAAACUCUCCACCUCGAAGAAGAGGGUCAAAGCGCUAGAGGAACAGGUUUCCAUGCUUAAAGGAACACUAGCAACUACUCAAGGGCGCCUCACAAAACUGGAGGGAUUUGCCGCUGGGCAUCAUGAAGUGGAUGAAGAGUCAUUGGUUGAAGGCUUUAUUGAGCUUUGGGAGUACGCUAAAACUGAGUUAUACCCUCACCUGAACGUGGACUUCCCCAGCGAGACUCUGAGGGGAAUCGGUUGGCAGGAUAUUUCACCGUGGGACAGGCUCCGACAUUGUGACUUGGUACGCGCUAAUCAAGUCCCUCUUCCGUGUUCGAACACAUCAGUGGCGAAACAGAUGCGGUUUUCCGUCAUCCUGGCUAUUCUGGCAAGAGAGAUAGCCAAACACAUUUUCCAGCCAACGUACAUCGCACCUAUGGAAGAUUACUUUGAGAAAGCCCUUUCCAACUUGGCCGCUACUAAUAGCGAAAAAGAAUCUUUUUGUCGAUCGAUUCUUCUUUCCAUCGAUCCGGAAACCCAGGCAAGGAUAUGUCUCAAAAAUGUUCAAAGUGCGGUUAAUAACGUCUCAGCAUACCUGGAUGAACUACUUCCAGAAGACCAACGCAGUGCAUUUGUUAGAAGCCUAAGCAAAGUUAUACAAAAGGCUGUGGAUAUCUGGAAACCGGUUCAGCGCGCUCAACGCAGAUAUGUACCAGACUUUGAAUCCCCGCACGCCGAAGAUGAGUGGGAAGCCUUUACAUUUCCUACUGACGAGAACCCCACUACAGAGACAAACGCCAAUCAGAAAAGCCCAAAUAACUUCUCCUUAACCGUUUUCCCCCGCAUUUGUGUGAUAGAGAACAACACAUGCACUGCCUUUACAACUGUCAUACUAUUGAAUAGCUCGCAUUAUCAAUGGACGGCUGCGGCAACCGAGAUAAGCAAAGAGCCACCUAGUCCUACCAUUGGACGAGUACUGAGCCUGUGGCACAAAGGCUCAAAUAAUAGGAAAAAUUUGCCUCUUCCGAAUGGAGGUCCGACGAAGACGAACAAGGCGUGA
Molecule: messenger RNA, 1569 nt
Organism: Aspergillus welwitschiae
Lineage: Eukaryota; Fungi; Ascomycota; Eurotiomycetes; Eurotiales; Aspergillaceae
Exons: 3
Coding region: 1-1569 (522 amino acids)
Source: RefSeq, a predicted model, not a curated record